AACCAGAACUGAGGCAGCUCAUCAAGGCACAACCUCCAGAAGCAAAAAUGCUACAGCCAUGUUUAUGUCUCUGCACCACUGAGCUCCAGAUCCAAGGAAUCCAAAUGACCAGGCUGGGAACCUGCCCACUGUACAUCGGGGGCAACUAAUGGGGUGAAAUGAGUCCCCCAAUGAAAUCAGGGUGCUCAAAGAAAAGGUCCCGCGCGGCCCCGGGUGAGGCCCGCCAGCGUGCCUGCCGGCGCCAUGGGAAGGAGCGGGCGCCGCUGCUGCUGCCUCCUGCCUGCGCGCGCACGACUUGAACCCAGCUGCGGGCAGCCCCCGGCCGCGAGUCCCCGAGUGACGCUGGCGGCAUCUGGGAGCUUGGCGCGGGCCCGGGGCCACGUCGAGGAGCCCAUUGUCCAGUGAAACAGCCGAGGACCCGCCGCCCGCGCCGCCGCCAUGGUUAUGUCCCAGGGCACCUACACGUUCCUCACGUGCUUUGCCGGUUUCUGGCUCAUCUGGGGUCUCAUCGUCCUACUCUGCUGCUUCUGCAGCUUCCUGCGCCGCCGCCUCAAACGGCGCCAGGAGGAGCGGCUGCGUGAGCAGAAUCUGCGCGCCCUUGAGCUGGAGCCCCUUGAGCUCGAGGGCAGCCUGGCCGGGAGCCCCCCCGGCCUGGCGCCCCCGCCACCACCUCACCGCGGCCGUCUCGAGGCGCCGGCGCACGCCCACCAGCACGUGCACGUGCACCCGCUGCUGCACCACGGGCCCGCGCAGCCGCACGCGCACCCGCACGCACACCACCACGCGCUUCCGCACCCACCGCCGCCGCACCUAUCAGUACCGCCGCGGCCGUGGAGCUACCCGCGCCAAGCGGAAUCGGACACGUCCAAGCCACCGUGCUACGAAGAGGCGGUGCUGAUGGCCGAGCCGCCGCCGCCCUACAGCGAGGUGCUCACGGACACGCGCGGCCUCUAUCGCAAGAUUGUCACGCCCUUUCUGAGCCGCCGCGACAGCGCGGAGAAACAGGAGCAGCCGCCGCCCAGCUACAAGCCGCUCUUCCUGGACCGGGGCUACACGUCGGCGCUGCACCUGCCCAGUGCCCCGCGGCCCGCGCCGCCCUGCCCUGCGCUCUGCCUGCAGGCGGACCGCAGCCGUCGGGUCUUCCCCAGCUGGACCGACUCGGAGCUCAGCAGCCGAGAGCCACUGGAGCACGGAGCUUGGCGCCUGCCGGUCUCCAUCCCCUUGUUCGGGAGGACUACAGCCGUAUAGAGGGCGCCCGGCGUCCCGGGCCCCACCCGCGGACUCCUGGCCUGAUUGCGGGGCUUUUUAAACGCUUCCCUUGGAC
This is a messenger RNA of Balaenoptera ricei (Rice's whale), 1324 nucleotides long. It is a transcript of the gene PRR7, whose product is annotated as proline rich 7, synaptic. The record is from RefSeq and is a predicted model, not a curated record. Lineage: Eukaryota; Metazoa; Chordata; Mammalia; Artiodactyla; Balaenopteridae. Bases 439 to 1248 code for a protein of 269 amino acids. The transcript is spliced from 3 exons.